ACGGUCCGUACAGAAUAUAGUUCAAGGCCGGACGGACUCAACACGACAACAGAUAAGAGAAGCACUGACGCUGUGCAUGAUUAUUUCUUACAAAAAUCGGUGUAGUUCUUGGACAAGAGUUAAACGUAAUUUUUACAAGCCAUAAGAUGAGUGGGGACGCACCAAUUGAUACAGAACCGAUCACAUUGACGCGGUAUGUACUAGCUGAACAGAAGAAGCACCCACAGGCGACGGGUGAUUUCUCUCAGCUGAUCAACUUUCUGCAGACGGCCGUGAAAGCUGUGUCAUCGGCUGUGAGGAAAGCCGGUAUACACAAACUGUAUGGAAUCUCAGGAGCAACCAAUGUCACAGGAGAUGAAGUCAAAAAGCUGGAUGUACUGUCCAAUGACUUAUUUAUCAACAUGCUCAAAUCCUCCUUCCUCACCUGUCUACUGGUGUCCGAGGAGAACGACAAGGCCAUUAUCGUGGAAACAGAAAAGCAGGGAAAGUACAUUGUAGCCUUUGACCCCUUGGACGGGUCAUCCAACAUCGACUGUCUGGUGUCCAUAGGAUCCAUAUUCUCCAUCUACAAAAAGGCCGAUGAUUCUCCUGUGACAGAAGCUGAUGCUCUUCAACCUGGAAACCAGCUUGUUGCUGCGGGAUACGCUCUCUAUGGUAGCGCCACCAUGAUAGUUCUUUCCAUAGGAAAUGACUGUGUCAAUGGAUUUAUGUUGGAUCCUGCUAUCGGAGAGUUCAUCCUUACCAAUCCAAACAUUACAAUCAAGCCUAGAGGAAAGAUUUUCUCCAUUAAUGAAGGGUAUGCCAAGUUUUGGGACAAGCCUACAGCCGAGUAUGUCAAGAAGAAGAAGUAUCCAGAGACAGGUAAACCAUAUGGAGCUCGGUACAUAGGAUCUAUGGUAGCAGACGUUCACAGAACAUUGGUUUAUGGAGGGAUAUUUAUGUACCCAGCAACCUCUGAGGCUCCCAAGGGAAAGCUGCGACUGCUGUACGAGAGUAAUCCGAUGGCCUUCAUCAUAGAGCAAGCCGGAGGCAUGGCCAUCACUGGGACAGAGAGGAUCCUGGACAUUGUACCAACCUCAAUUCACGUGAGGUGUCCGGUGUUCAUGGGGUCUAAAGAGGAUGUCCAGGAAGUAGCCGACCUGUACAAAGAGUUCCCAUAGGUCAAAAAUGAUGUCAUCAUCCUGGUACACAUACACUUCACGUUGUAGUCUAUAGCCAGUUUAGACUGGAGGGCUGAGAUUAAGGGAAAGAAUCCUUUAUCAGAGGGAGGAAAAACAUAGCUGGUUUGGGGCAAAUUUCUCUGAAAGAAAAUAAUUUCAAAAUAUAUACAUAUAUUUAUUGUUUUCAGACCCUUCAAAUCUUGGGGUUAACAAGAAUUUUAUUGUUAAAGCUAGUUAGUAUAGUCCUGAACUUCCUGUGUAGUAGCUAUAUGCUUUUUGAGGGAUUUUAUAUUUUAUAAAGGGUACUAAUUUAUUAUUUACUAGAUGUGUUAUGUUAAGUUGUAGCCUAUAAAACAUGGACAGUCUGUAUAUGUAGCACUAUAUAAUAGUAAAAAGGAAGUAGAUAGCUUUAUAGACUGUCGGUCAAUUCCUUCGUUGUUCAGAGAUGACUUAACACUAUGAUAGGAAAAAAUCUUCUACUAUUCAUAUCCUAUAGGAGGCCUGCAAUAUAUGAUGUAUACAAGUCACUCGCACUCAACUUACGUAAUAUUUCAGUAACUAUGACAUUUCUUCAAAAUAUGAUAAUCAUAAGUAUCAUACUACAUAUGACAUAUAGCAUAUCACAGGCUCUCAGAAUUACACUUAUAUACAUUGUAUUUAGUCACUUACCAGGGACACCAAGUAUGGGGGACAUGCCUGGAGCAGGGCUGGAGUGAAGGAAUGAUUGCCCUGCACGCCUGAAGUGAGGGAAAGCGCUCAUGCUGCAUGCGCUAUGUUCAGGUAUCAACACACGCAUGUGUGUUACACCUGGGUACAGUUCUCUAGUUACAAUACAUCAAUUAAUUAAGAGUAUAAAUAUACUUCUCUAGCUACAGAUUGACACAUGCAGCUUCCUUUAGUAAAGUUUAGUGUGACAAAUCUACCAUGUAUUCCUAGCAUUUUUGUUUCUGUAGGGAAAUAUUUUUCUGCACUAAACAAUUGUUACCCACUGUUAGCCUAAAACCAAUUAACCACUACUAUACACUGCCAUGAUAAUCAAGUUCAGAAUUUUGUUCACAAAUCAGGUGCUUUUAAGAAAAGACGUUUUCCAGCUACUUAAUGACAUAAUAAACAGUUAAUUGUUUAAAUACUUUAUAUUAUACAUUGGUACAUCCAAGUGGUAAUUAUUUGUGUAAAUUAGUACAAGGCCUAGAUUACGAGUUCAGAUAUCAUGCUUUUUGUAAUGGACGACUCGCAUGUUAAAAUGAAUGUGAAAUCUUAUUUGAACAGAAAAGUCAGCUUGCUAUGUCUGUAACCUACAGUAUAUUUAAGGAUGUCUGUGAAAGGAAUAUUCUAGACUAAGUGCCAUAUGAUUAUGUUUUGUUGUUAUGUCUGAUUGAGGUACAAUGAGUAGUGACAUGUGAAAAACAAUCAUUUGUGAACAAUCGUGUGGCUUUAAACUGAAGCAUGUUUACUACUGUUAUAAUACAAUUUAUACUCAUUGUUGUGACCAUCGUACAUCAGAUAAAGACAGAGGAAUAUUCUAAAGGAGUAUUUAUAUAAACGGCUGAUAAUGACAGUAGGUCUAGUCUGUAAGGUAUAUCUAAACAUUAGGCGUAUCUUAGUCUCUGGUGUAACCUGUAGUAGAUGUUGAUUUUCUAUAGAGCACCUAGCUAUUUGAUAUGUCACUUGUUGGUUUCCGAUUCAGUAACUUAACUGAAGUUCUUAUUAUCACAAUAGUUUACAUACAGGUUAUGUGUCAAAUUAUUGAUGAGUGAAAAUGUAGACAUUCUCCUGGUUUGGUAUAAACAGAACAAUAAUGUUAAGAACCAUCAAUCAUGAUACUGUUUCUCCUAGCUCAGUAGUAACAGAAAAAUAAUGUUAAGAACCAUCAAUCAUGAUACUGUUGUUCCUGGCUCUGUAGUAACAGAAAAAUAAUGUUAAGAACCAUCAAUCAUGAUACUGUUUCUCCUAGCUCAGUAGUAACAGAAAAAUAAUGUUAGGAACCAUCAAUCAUGAUACUGUUUCUCCUAGCUCAGUAGUAACAGAAAAAUAAUGUUAAGAACCAUCAAUCAUGUUACUGUUUCUCCUGGCUCUGUAAGGCUCUGUAAUAACAGAAGAAUAAUGUUAAGUACAAUCAAUCAUAUUCCUGUUUUUCCUGGCUCAGUAGUAACAGAACAAUAAUGUUAAGUGCCAUCAAUCAUAUUCCUGUUUUUCCUGGUUCUGUAAGUAAAGGAACAAUAAUGUUAAGUACCAUCAAUCUUGUUCCUGUUUCUCCUGGCUCUGUAAGGCUCUGUAAUAACAGAACAAUAAUGUUAAGUACCAUCAAUCAUGUUCCUGUUUUUCCUGGUUCUGUCAGCUCAGUAGUAACAGAACAAUAAUGUUAAGAACCAUCAAUCAUGUUACUGUUUCUCCUGGCUCUGUAAGGCUCUGUUAUAACAGAAGAAUAAUGUUAAGUGCCAUCAAUCAUAUUCCUGUUUUUUCCUGGUUCUGUAUGUAAAGGAACAAUAAUGUGAAGUACCAUCAAUCAUGUUCCUGUUUUUCCUGGUUCUGUAUGUAAAGGAACAAUAACGUUAAGUACCAUCAAUCAUCCUGAAUAUUUCUUUUCAUCGGUUAAUAUAAAUGCGUUACGUUUUUUUCUUUAUCUCUAUGUGUACAUUCUUUUUUUAUGCUUAUUUAAGUUUGAAAUCCAAGUGUUCCAAAAUAAAUUGCAAUAACAAUACUACAACAUAGAUUAUUUAAAUGAGAAUUUGUUUAUUGUAAUACUGGUUCUAAACCCUGGAAUGAAUAUCAGAGAAUGAAAGUUGAUCGAUAGUAUAUUUUUUUAAAAAGAUGUAUUAAGAUGGAUUGUUUAUUACAGAUGUGUUUUUCCAUAAUUCCAAUGUUAAGAGAGAAUGUUUGUAACAAACAAGAGUGUGACUGUUAUAAUAUUGAGACUUUGAGGGAAUUUUUAUAAGCGCUUGUCAGAAGCAUACACUUUGACAAUAAUUAUUCAAGAUAAUAUUCUUUAUUUUCAAUAAAAUAUUCAAAAAUUG
This is a messenger RNA of Pecten maximus, 4174 nucleotides long. Its product is annotated as fructose-1,6-bisphosphatase 1-like. Gene Ontology annotation, biological process: sucrose biosynthetic process; gluconeogenesis; fructose metabolic process. NCBI's taxonomy places the organism in Eukaryota, Metazoa, Mollusca, Bivalvia, Pectinida, Pectinidae. The transcript is spliced from 7 exons. Gene Ontology annotation, cellular component: cytoplasm; cytosol. Gene Ontology annotation, molecular function: fructose 1,6-bisphosphate 1-phosphatase activity. The coding region runs from base 147 to 1160 and encodes 337 amino acids. The record is from RefSeq and is a predicted model, not a curated record.